AUGGGUCCGCAUGGACUCUUUGGACCCAUAAAAAAACCCCCUGUGAAUCUGCUACGAGUCGGGUACAAUAAUAAUACUUUUCAGAACUUCAACAUGGUGGCAGGAUAUCCGAAUAUGCCAAUAACGAAAGAAGCAUUCGAUGACUGCCUUUGUUGGAGACCAAACGCAACGCCAUUCAUCCCCUUCACCAUCGAUUGGGGAAGAGCACUGAAGAGGAGACGGAAACUCAUAGGAAAAGGUAGACAAGACGUCGUCAUUAUUGCUGUCUGGUCCAAAGGUCUUCACAACGUGUACGAUGCAUACGAAGCUGCGAAGACGUUAAGAUACCGCGAUGGCAAUGUAUUUGAUGGCCACCCCCAAAACCAAGGGAUCGCGGCAGAUGAAUAUAGAGUCUUAGCUAUUUUCGAUGGACAAAAUGAGCUUGAGGGUGUUCCAUUAAGCGUUCCAGGUUUGAUAGGGCCAGUUACGGUUCCCAGCUUUAUACCGCACACACCUCGUGGAACGAUGAAAGAGAUGCUCGAAGAGCAGCUUCAGGAGUGUCUGAGAAUACAGAUAUACAGUCGUACUGGCAUUAGAGGCGAUAGUGAGCAGCUUCUGCAUCUCAAACGAUACAUGAUGGGAACUUUUGCACCCCUUUCACAUCAUUCGCUGUCGUCGGUCAUGACGUUUCGAGUUUGA
Molecule: messenger RNA, 678 nt
Organism: Talaromyces stipitatus ATCC 10500
Lineage: Eukaryota; Fungi; Ascomycota; Eurotiomycetes; Eurotiales; Trichocomaceae
Exons: 2
Coding region: 1-678 (225 amino acids)
Source: RefSeq, a predicted model, not a curated record